AGAACAACAGCUCAAUCAUGAGCUGCCUGGAUUGUUUGGAUUUGGGGCCGCCGCCUGAUUCAAUACUUUUUCUCCCGCCUCCUCCAAUUCCUUCUUUUCUACAACAAUCCCUUCCUGACCUUCUGCUUAAUACCACACCUUGUUCUGCAGCUCAAAUCUGCGAGUCGACGUCGGCUCCUAACCGAAUUCCCGAAAGUGGUGAUUAUAUGGAACUUCCACGAAAAGAUGUUGAAACCUGGUCCGGAAUUGGAGACACAUGGCUCUUAGUUUUGGUUGCCUCGUCAAUUGGAGUCCUAUUAUUAGGAGCUUUGCUAGCAAUGUUUCUCUUAAAAUGCAGGGAAAUGAAUAUGUUUGGCGGAAACGAUUGUUCCCUUCAUAGACAAAUGAAAAAUCACGAACCAAGGGAGUGUACUGCAGUACCUACUCUAAAUGGAACCAAAAUUAUCCAUCCUACAGACACCGUCUUAUAUCACGGCACAAACUUACAAGAUAAUCGAAUGGUUUGGGCUACGUUAACCCCUAGAGGUACCCAGCAUUUCAUUUCAGAGAACUAUCCUCCCGAUUUAAUCGACUAUGGAGACGAGGACCAUUACGAAACUAUUGAUAAUAUUGGAGCGGUGGUGCCACCAGUACCACCAUAUCCUAAAGCUAUAGAAAAAUCGAGUUUUGACAAUUCUGGGUUCCUAGAUUACGAAUACGAAGAUCCCACUCCUCUAAUCGAAAGCUACCAACUAACCAACAUAGAACCCGAUACAUCCCACUACCAGAUGAUAGGAAAUGCUGAUAUGCGUUGCUCAAAUUUAAAUACUCUACGAAGACACCUGCCUAUCUCUAGACCGAGAGUCUCGUCACCAACUAGAAUAGAACAUCCCAAUUUACCACCUUUGAAUUUAUAUCCACACAAAGGAACGCUCAAGAAAAAUGGUACUCUUAGUUAUAGAGCAGUUGAAGGUAGUACGCUACCCAAAUAUGGCUUGUAAAUAUAUUUUAAGUACUUAUCCUCACCUUGUUCUUAAUGUGAUAUGUUUCAAUAACGAUUCUCUCUAAAAAACCAAAGCUACUUAUACCAAAUUUACUGUUCAAAAUCAAACAUAAAUAUAGUUUUGUUGACUGGAAUAGCGUAUCACCACGAAGACAAUUGAAUUGAGAUUUUUAGACGUUUUAUAAAAGACAUAUAAACGUUUAAAGAAGAAACCUUUAUCAUAACAAGCAUAUAAAAGUUGGUUGCUAACAAGUAUACAAUUAUGUGUAAAAGAUUAAAUCUUUUCAAAUUCGUCCUCUGGGCUAACAAAUUCGUUAACCGAGAGGAGAGAAAACGAUAUUAUUAAAUCGUUUUCGUUCAUGGCGCCAAAGUAGGUGGCACCUCUAUACUCAAACCAUUGCAGUGGUCAAGUUUUAAGAGACAUUUGUUGAACUUUCCAAGUUUGAAUUUGUAUCAGCCCAAGUGUCUGAUGAGGCAGGGAUAUGCUGAAAUGAUUCAUAAUACUUUAUUGAUACCGAUUCGAGCACGGGAAGUUUAAUGAAUUUGUCCUCCUGGGUCAUACAUUUGGUCAUUUAAUUCAACAAAGCGAUAGCAGCUUUUGCUAAAAGAUUUAUUCUUUUAUACAUUUCGUAUAGCCCAGAGGACAAAAAAGAUUUUUUCGUUCAUGGCCGCCAAAGCAGGUGGCACCUCUGUAGGCCAACUAUUGCAGUGGUCAAGUUUUAGGAGACAUUCGUUGGACUUUCGGAAUUAGAAUUUGUACCAACCCAACUGUCUGAUGAGGCAGGGAUAAGCUGAUAUGAUUCAUAAUACUUUAUUAAUACCGAUUCAAGCACGAGAAGUUUAAAGAAUUUGUCAUCCUAGGCCAUAUAUUUGGCCAUUUAAUUCACUAAAGCGACAGCAGCUUUUGAUAAAAGAUUUAAUCUUUUACAUACAUAUAUACGUGUUUAUAUUAUGUAGUUUGAUUAUAAUGCCAUGAGUUUUAUGCGUUUUCUUCUUUAAUUUGUUGGUCGGCUAUUAAAGAAAAAACUGUGCUUUGACUUUAUCAUGACAACUAUUAGAAAAGCACCGAAAACAAAAACAAAACUCGAAUAAAAUGUAGCCCACUCGAUGAAAAUGAGUGGUUUGGUUUCAGUUUUGUUUUGUUUUUAAUUUCUAAAAAUCACAAACAAAACUAUUAAUUCAACUGCCGUUUAGUGGAAAACCACCUUAAGACACAAAACGCAUUGUUUACAAUUGGUAACAAUAGAUGGGGCUACAUGGUAGGAUAUAACUAUUUUGGGAUAUGUCAACAGUGGAUACAACAAUUGUGCUGUUCGAAUAUUGUUCUAAUUAAAGUGAUAUGCUGUUUGUUUUGAAGAACAUCUGCAGAUAAUAGGCAUCGUUGUAUAAAAAGAUUGGGAAAUUCAAAAAGCAAUGUCCACCAAUCUUACCAAAACCUGCCUUUACUACCCAUAAUAUAAUUAUUUUAUCUGAUCCUCGACCAAUUGCUCAUGUCUUGGAUUGGACGAAAAGACAAUUUAAAGAGGAGAUAUGUUUUAGAUUAGAAAGUAGUAAUAUUUUUCUCCAUUUAUAUUUUCUAAAUGACUUUAAAUGGUUAUUCUUAUUAAAUGGCGUCAUGAAUAUUUCUGGAAUAGAAGACAAUAUUUUUGGCAGCUUAAAUGUUUUAAAAUAGUAUACCAAAGCUGGUUUCUUGGUUUGUUGCUGUUUCACAAUAACAAUAUUUUUUAGUUACUGUUUUAAAUGUUAAUUUUAACUGCUAAUAAAAAUUUUAUAGCAAAAUGACAUUGACAUCAAAUGUUUUAUAUGCUUUGUGCACGACUGCCGUUAGUUUUAUUUCAUAAAUUUAUAGUUUUAAACAGAUAUAUUUCAAAGCAGUAAUAAUAAAUAUAUGUUAUUAAAAAAUACAUUCUUCCUCUAUGUGUAUUCACAGAUACGAUAAAAUGAUUUGGUUUUCUAGGGAAAAUUUGUUGAACAAACAACCACUAGUCACUAUUUAUAAAGUACUCUCGAUGUAAUUUUUAUAUUUAUAUUGUUUUCGGUGUCUAUACCUCAUGUGUUAGUUAUGUUGGAUGUUUAUUAGUAACUUAUUAUUAUAAUAUUAUAAUGACGAAUAAUAAAAUAUUUGUUAUAAAACAA
Messenger RNA from Diabrotica balteata, 3118 nucleotides. Lineage: Eukaryota; Metazoa; Arthropoda; Insecta; Coleoptera; Chrysomelidae. The record is from the annotation of a GenBank genome assembly.